AUGACUUUACGUAAUAUUGGAAUAGUAUUCUCUCCGACUCUUGGCAUACCUGCAGGAGUAUUUAAUCUGUUUAUGGCAGAAUAUGAUUAUAUCUUUUUCACGGAUGCUGAGGGCUGUGCAGCUCCAAGGAGUAUUUCACCAGAUUUACAGGAUGCGCAGCAAUUGCCUCCUCAGCAACCGCAAUCAGAAACAUCUUUGUCUUCUAAUAGCUCUUCCGACGGCGGAUUAAAGCCGCGCUCUCUAAGUCCAUCCAAUACGGAAAACUCUAGUUUACGAGCAAACUACCUUCGCGAGGAAGCGUCCGGUCGCACUAAUCGGAAUAGCGUCCAAUACAUGGAAUGUCUCCCUAACGCCCUUGCUGGACUUGAAAGAAAAUUAACAAUAACACGCCACGAGUCCGACGACGAGGAAGUGAACGAUCUCGCUCUACAAGCUGAUGAUGACGAAGAAGAAGAUCAUUCGGCUGAUGAGGGAGAACAGAGUAUAGCUGGGAAUCUUUCUCCGACACCACCGUCUGCGUCGGCUCCCCAGAGUCCACAAUCAUUCAACCCAACCGUUCCGACGUCGCCGAGGGAUGAAAGUUUCGCAACAAUAGAAAGUGGUGAUUCUUUAGAUGGAAAAGGCCGGCAGGAACAUACCGGGCAAAGGUUGAGCAAGGAUGAUUUGGAUGCGAUGACAAAGACAAAAAGGACCACU
Paraglomus occultum is the source of this 696-nucleotide messenger RNA. Lineage: Eukaryota; Fungi; Glomeromycota; Glomeromycetes; Paraglomerales; Paraglomeraceae. The record is from the annotation of a GenBank genome assembly.